AUGCCUCAUCCAUCGCCAAAGAACACGGAUAAAUCGGGUUCAGUAUUGUGUCGGCAAAAUGCUGGUGCGCAGAUUGAUCGUAUUGGAACACUGCUGCUUGAAAAGAAAAGCCUUGAAAUGAAACGACCAGGUGCGGGUGAUGAAGGCGUCUGCAAUUUCAACGUUUCACCGAAUUCGAAACGUCAAAAAGGAAUCGACGAAUCAACGCUUGCAUUGUUUUCGGCGCAGGAUGAUCAGAACAGUCUCGGAACGAGAGAAAAUUCUCCGUCAGUGGUGGAUACAACGGAUAAUAAUGAGGCCAAACAGAGCGGUUCGGCAGCAGAUGCAGCAACAUCCGGUUUUAACGACUCAACUGGAGAUGACUGCAGCGAAGAUUUCGCUGGUUCCAGCCAAGGAAAAAUACGAAAUUUUUCUUAUACGUUUUAA
Gongylonema pulchrum is the source of this 426-nucleotide messenger RNA. The record is from the annotation of a GenBank genome assembly. NCBI's taxonomy places the organism in Eukaryota, Metazoa, Nematoda, Chromadorea, Rhabditida, Gongylonematidae.